This is a messenger RNA of Patella vulgata (common limpet), 2025 nucleotides long. RefSeq lists its product as uncharacterized. The transcript is spliced from 6 exons. The record is from RefSeq and is a predicted model, not a curated record. Bases 13 to 1596 code for a protein of 527 amino acids. NCBI's taxonomy places the organism in Eukaryota, Metazoa, Mollusca, Gastropoda, Patellidae.
CAUAUCAACAACAUGUUUAAAUGGGUUUUGUGGGGAUUUUUGGCCUUUUUAACCAAUGGAGGAUAUGCACAGAAUGCCAAAUAUGUAAUAAGCGUUCCAGAACCUCAUAUACCAACAGCACCACCUAUACCAACUCCAGCUUCACCAAACUCAUCACAUGCCAUGGUUAAUCCAGGAUUACCUUUCAAUGUUGGAGGUAUUUUCCCUGAUCUUGCAGUAACAGCUGAAAGUGCCCCCAAGAGAUCAGAAUGUGGUAUUGGUGCUUUGAUGGCUUGGGCUGAUAAUCUAUAUAUGGUAUCCUAUCUUUCAGUACCUAAUGCUGGAAAUGGUACCGGAUUAUAUCAAAUAAACAGCAAGUUUCAGAUGAAGAAGCUUGCCAAUCACAGUUCAACUUAUGCUAAUAGAAUAAUACAUAAGGAAUCUAAUCAAAUCAUAAUAGGUGCAUGGGCUAUAGAUUCUAAAGGAAAUGUCCAAACCUUUAAAGAUUUAUUGCAUGUUCGAGUUGCUGCCACAGCAGAACAUUUAACAGAAUAUGCCACAAAGGUAUAUAUGCUUGGUAUGGAUGGACCACUGUGGGAAUGUGAUGUAUAUAAUUAUACAUGUGUACAACUAUUUGAUUUAGUGAAAACAUUAGACAUACCUGCAGAUCAAGGGGAACAACCCCAUUUUAAAGCAGCACAUACUAUGAAUGGACGACUUGUUGUUGCUAGUAAUACAUUUGAAGAAGCAGAUUUUAUAGGAACUCAAUCAGGGGGUCGUCUUGCAGAAUGGACAGGACCAGGAACUAACUGGACUAUUUUAGAAAGAACUGCAUUUGUUGAAGUUGCUGGAAGGAGGAAUUUUGGUCAGGUCAUUUAUGCUUUAGGGUGGGAUUACCGAUCUGCAAUUCUCAAAGUAUUUGAUGGGGAUGACGGAGCGUAUAGAAAAUGGCAGACAUAUCGAUUACCUAAGGCUAGUCAUGCUUAUGAUCAUUUGUGGCAGACAGAAUGGCCACGGAUACGGGAAGUAGAAACUGAAAGAUACCUUAUGGAUAUGCAUGGAAUGUUUUAUGAAUUGUCGCCUCUAGGCUGGGCUGGUAGUACUUGGGGACUUCGUCCUAUCUGUCAACAUUUACGUAUGGUUCCUGAUUAUGCGUCAUAUAGAGGAUUCUUAGUUUUAGGUGGAAAUCAGGUAUCAUCUAUCUUUGAUAAUAAUGUGGUAACUGGACAAGCACAGUCUGGUUUAUGGUUUGGUAAAACGGAUGAUCUAUGGAGUUUUGGUAAACCCCAAGGUUGGGGAGCUGUUUGGCGUCGAGAUAUUCUUAAUUCUGGUGCCGUUUCAGAUCCUUUCUUAAUGACCGGUUUUGAUAAGAAAGUUUUACAUGUGAUCAAUCAUAACAAGACAAUGGCGUAUUUCUCUGUUCAAGUUGACGUUACUGGAGCAGCAGGUCAUCUUGCUGAUGAAGAUUGGGUUGAGGUUACUCAACUAGAAACAACAUCGUCCAAACCUUACGUCUGGUAUGUUUUUCCCAAUGGUUUUAGUGCACAGUGGGUCAGGAUCGUCUUAAAGAAUUCUCUACCAGGAAAAAUGAUAACAGCAUACUUCAAUUAUUCUUAAAUAAAGUAUAAAAUAGACAGAGAUAGAAAUUUGGUUUAACGUCCACUCGACACAAAUGUGGUCAUUUCGGGACUAACAUAUGGUUUAAUUUUAUUUCAAUAAUUCGCUUGUGUGUAGGGGUCUUCAGCAGUGGGAGGAAACCGGAGGACACGGAGAAAACCCACGACGUUGAAGUAUAAAAUAGGAUGAUUUGUCUUUUAAAUCAUCAGUUAUUUAAAUGACAUUAACCCUUGUGCGAAGACGUCUCACGAAAAACAUCUAAGAUCCCAGAUAUAAAUUGGUUUUUGGAUGCAUAAUUUUAUUCAAAUACGAUCAAACUACAGCUUCAUAUAAAGACUGAAUCAAAAAAUAUUUGAGGUAUUAUAAGGUAAUUUUGAAACCAUACAAAUCUACAAAUAACUUAAUUGUCAUUUCCAUGUAGAAUAGUCU